Messenger RNA from Girardinichthys multiradiatus, 4636 nucleotides. Its product is annotated as E3 ubiquitin-protein ligase Midline-1-like. The coding region runs from base 208 to 2277 and encodes 689 amino acids. The transcript is spliced from 10 exons. Gene Ontology annotation, molecular function: protein binding; zinc ion binding. NCBI's taxonomy places the organism in Eukaryota, Metazoa, Chordata, Actinopteri, Cyprinodontiformes, Goodeidae. The record is from RefSeq and is a predicted model, not a curated record.
CCUUCCUGCAUCCCACAGAGGAGAGAGAGUAAGAGAGAGAGACGGAGCAAAAGAGAGCUGCCAGUCUCCCUCUCCAGCUCUCUAUCUUCCCAUCUUUUUUACUUUGUUUGUGGAUGAUGGGAUUUUAAUCAUGUGGAAGACAUCUGAGCAGCUCUUCUGGAUUUUGCUGACGCUGCAACCGGUCCCGCCUGGCCUCUUCUGAGCAGAAUGGACACUCUGGAGUCAGAGCUGACCUGCCCAAUCUGCCUGGAGCUCUUUGAAGACCCACUGCUGCUCCCCUGUGCCCACAGCCUGUGCUUUGGCUGUGCCCACCGUAUUCUCGUCUCCCAUUGCACCACUAACGAGUCUGUCCAGAGCAUUGGUGCUUUUCAGUGCCCCACUUGUAGGUAUGUAAUUUCCCUGAGUCCAGAGCGUGGAUUAGAAGGACUCAAGAGAAACGUAACCUUGCAGAACAUAAUCGACAGAGUUCAGCAGGCCUCAUCAUCAGCAGGGCUACCUCUACCGCUGCCGUUGGCCGGCCCCCACAGUGGGCUCAACUCUCCCAGUGAGGAAGGGAGCAACCGGCUGGCUCUGGUUCCCGUCAGUGCCGCCAUGUCCAGCCCGGAAACUCCCCCGGAACCAGUCCAAUGCCAGUUUUGUGAGCAGGACCCACCCCAGGAUGCUGUUAAGACAUGUGUGACAUGUGAAGUGUCUUACUGCGAGGAGUGCCUCAGGGCAACUCAUCCAAACAAGAAGCCAUUCACCGGUCACCGGCUCAUUGAGCCAAUGCCUGAUUCCCACCUCAGAGGGCUCCAGUGCCUGGAGCAUGAGGAGGAGAAAGUGAACAUGUACUGUGUCACUGAUGAUCAGCUCAUCUGCUCAUUGUGUAAACUGGUUGGAAGGCACAGGGAUCACCACGUGGCAGCCCUGAGCGACCGCUAUGAAAAACUAAAGCAAGCACUCGACUCCAACUUGAGCAACUUAAUCAAGAGGAACAAUGAGCUAGAGUCGCUUAUGGGGAAGCUGAUCCAGACUUGUCAACAUGUUGAGGUGAAUGCGUCCCGCCAGGAGGGGAAGCUCUUGGAGGAGUGCGACGUCCUGAUUGACAUCAUUCAGCAGAGGCGGCAGAUCAUUGGCAGCAAGAUUAAAGAGGGGAAGGCUCAAAGGAUUCGGAAGCUGGCCCAGCAGAUUUCCAACUGCAAGCAGUGCAUCGAGAGGUCCUCGGCCCUCAUAACACAGGCCGAUCAGACACUGAAGGAAACCGACCACGCUCGCUUCCUGCAGACGGCCAAGAGUAUCAAUGAGAGGGUUUCCAUGGCAACAGCAUCAACCCAGGUCCUGAUUCCUGAGAUCCACCUGACAGACACCUUUGACACGUUUGCUCUGGACUUCACUAGAGAGAAGAAGUUACUGGAAAGUCUGGAUUACCUCACAGCUCCAAACGCUCCGUGCAUAAGGGAAGAGUUGUGCACGGCUUCCUAUGACACCAUCAGUGUCCACUGGACGUCUGAUGAUGAAUUCACGGUUGUGUCUUAUGAGCUCCAGUAUGCCAUCUUCACUGGACAGUCCAACAUUGUCAGUCUAUGCAACUCAUUAGAAAGUUGGAUGAUUGUUCCCAACAUCAAGCAAAACCACUACACAGUGCAUGGUUUGCAGAGCGGCACCAAGUACAUCUUUGUUGUGAAAGCCAUUAAUCAAGCGGGAAGCAGAAGCAGUGAACCAGGGACUCUGAAAACCAACAGCCAGCCAUUCAAACUGGAUCCGAAAUCUGCUCACAAGAAGCUCAAGGUUUCCCACGAUAACCUCACAGUGGAGCGAGAUGAAACCACGUCCAAGAAAGGCCACGGCCAGGAUCGGUUCUCAAGCCAGAGCAGCUACGGUGUGGUGGGAAAUGUCUACAUCGACAGUGGGCGUCACUACUGGGAGGCUCUUAUUGGAGGGAGUACAUGGUACGCUAUAGGCAUUGCCUACAAGUCAGCCCCCAAGCAUGAGUGGAUUGGCAAGAACUCAGCCUCUUGGGUACUUUGCCGUUGCAACAACUCUUGGGUGGUUCGUCACAACAGCAAGGAGCUGGCCAUCGAACCCUCACCCCACCUGCGACGGGUAGGGGUCCUGCUGGAUUAUGAUGCCGGAUACGUGGCAUUCUAUGACGCCGUUGGCUCCCAGCACCUGCACACCUUUCACGUCUCUUUUGUUCAGCCUGUGUGUCCUGUGUUUAAUGUAUGGAAUAAGUGUCUGACAAUACUCACUGGUCUCCCCAUCCCUGACCAUUUAGAGGGACUAGAAUCAAACAACUGAAGCCUACAAAACAAAAAAAUAAAACUCGCAAAAAUUCCCCACCUUGAAGCUGCACAGGGCAACAUUUAUUGAAACUAUUCUGAGAGCCAAGGAGUGAGUCAUCCUCUUCUGGUACAGUAAGCUACAUAAAAUUCUGUUCAUUUACGAUGAUGCACCCAGAGGCAGAGGCGAAACAGUAACAUAUAAACUCUCUUCUGACCCCAGCUAUUGCGUGUGCUUUAAAAAAAACAAAAACAACAAAAUGAAAAAAACAGCUAGACAUGUCUGCAUUUGACAUUUUUUUCUCAGCCCGUUUGGCUCUCUUUUAUCCAGACCAUCACAGAGUAUAGGUAUAUUAGCAUUUUAGUUUGCCACUUAAACUAGCCAGCAAUUGUUCACAGUUACCCAGUGCAGCAGCAGUGCCUUGCAAAGGUAUUUUCACUCCUUGAUCUUCUUUACAUUCUGUCACAUUUAAUACAUUUAAUUUGGCAAAUAAACUAAAAAUGAAAGAUCAAAUAAAGUUGUUCCCAAAUGGUCUCUUUAAGGAUUGCCCUGAAUUUAGCUCCAACCAUCUUCCCACAAUGGCUCUUGUGGAGUGCAAAAGUAAGUUGUUCGAGGUUUUCUAACAAAUCUCUGAGGUUGUUGACAAACACCUAUUUUUUAAACAUUGGAUUUAGACCUUGCUUACAUGAAAACAGAUUUUUUUUCAUUUCUGUUAACAUAUCUACAUGAUGUUUUAAUUAUAGUCUCUGUUCACACAGCAACAGUAGAGAUGUGAAAAUUGUGUAAUUUCCCCGCCACACCACUAGUUGGCAAUAUGCUCUUUGAAACUCAACAACCCAACAUGCGCAAACACUACCAAUUUAUAAAACGAUGGAGAAAAUGAGCACUAAGAACUCAUUAGAUUCAAAAGAGUCAGCAGUACUCUGCAAUUCACCAUUGUCAUUGUUGAUAUCUUCAGAUACAGAUGCAUGCCGCACUGUUCAGAUUCACAUUUGUAUAAAACAUUUGCAAACCAUGUAUCUUUUAUAUUUCACAGCACCAUCAUGCACUACUUCGUGAAGGUCUGUCAUGUAAAAUCCAAAUGAAAUACAAUGAAGAUUGUGCUUGUAAACAAGGAAAAGUUCAAGGGAUGUAAAAACUUUAGCAAGGCACUAUAUGGGGGUGAUAGUCUCAAGCUUCCCUAGAACAAGAUUCAAUAUACUACUAAUAUUCAUCUGUUUUAUUGAAUUCGAUGCGCAGCGGUUUGAUUAGAUAUUACCUGUGUUUUGAAAGAGAUUUAUAAAUUAUUGCAAAAAGGAAAAUAAGCCACAAUUUAAGUUUAUUUUUUUCUGUACAUCAUCUCAUCAAAAAUAGCACUUUGAAACUUCCGGAAAGUACACAAACAUAUACAAUUAUAUUUACAUCUUAAUCCAUCUUUGUUGCUGUAAAAUGCAGAACAUGUAUAUAUAUAUCUAUCUUUCUCCUGUUCGUUUAACAACAAGGAACCAAAGUUGCCAUGGCUGUCUGUUCAAAUAAACUUUAUUCUAUGAUACUAAAUACAGAAAUAUUUUUAAAAAGUGACAAGAGAUGAAAUAUUAAUAUUACUGGAUUCCCAAUAUAGACCUUUUUUGCACAUUGUUUACACUUUAUUCAUGGUUUUAUAGCCUAAAAUGCUAAGAAAUGUUUGUGCAAUUUACAUGCAUUCAUACGGGGAAGAUGUCUUUUGCCUGACCUAAUGUGUUCAUUUUGUUUUGUGAUCCUGAGUUUAUGUGAUGUAUAAUAAGCGAGUUGUCUUAAUGUUGUAUCCCCAGGAUAAUCUUAAAUAUGAAGAUUAAGAUGCACAUUUUGGUGUCAAUGUUUUGUAACAAAUUUGUGCCAUUUUCGACAUGUCGGUGUUGCACUUGGGUCCUUGUUCUUUUCAAUUUCAUUCAGAGGAUGAAAAUCUUAUGUCUAUUUUUCUUUAUUAUAAUUCCUGUAUAAAACAAAAUCAGAUUGUAUUCAGUUUGGAAAGGUUUCCAGAGAGCAGCCAAAUGUUUAAUCAGAGGAACUCAAUUAAUAAUGCCUAAAAUAUAAUGAGUCCACCACACAAUUUAAAAUGUAAAACAAUGUAUUGCAUUUCUCAAUAAGAUCAGGUUUGUUAAUGAAUACAAUUCACCAUUAACUAAAUUAAGAAUAACUGAGGUUUUUGUUAAAUGUCCUUGGUAAUACAUUGACUACAUUGUUUCCCAGUAUCUAUUGCAAGUAUAGUGCUUCAUUUAAAGUGUCCGUUGACCUUUUUAAAAACGCUGUUCUAUAUUCAGUCUUUGAACACUUGUGGAAAUCGAUAUUUGAGUAAGUGUCACAUGGUUUUCUGGGAUAACAAAGAACAGGAAAUAAACAUUUUACGUUCUCACUUUAA